GGUCAGACGUCGUGCACGCGUUUGGGCUGACAGGCUGCUGCUCUCACCCUCAUAAACACCACCGCGCUUCAGUCAGCCGAGCAGGUCUCGGCUGUGACAGCGAGUAUUAUAUUGAAAGUUCAGAGCGGAAGUUGUUUUGCAGUAGGUGGGCUUGACGUGAUGAAUCGUCUCCUUCAUUCACGGUAACUAAGGAUGGAAUCGCCAGAAAACGUUCCCGGCAGGGCAGUCGGUGUCGAGCAGGAUGCUACACCGACCAUGGACUUGGACACCGCAGAGUUGCUGGUGGGAGCGGGUGUUACAGCCAUCACACACCCGCUGCUGUAUGUCAAGCUGCUAAUACAGGUGGGACACGAGCCUCUUCCCCCAACUGUGGGCACAACUAUGUUUGGAAGAAGAGUUUUAUACCUGCCUGGCUUUUUCUCCUAUGCACAUCAUAUUGUGAAGGUAGAUGGAAAAAGGGGACUCUUUCGCGGCCUCUCACCACGUAUUGUAUCCAGUGCUAUCUCCACUGUGGUGAGGAGUAAAGUGAAACAGGUAGGGCUUCUGUCCAAGAUCAACAAACAGCAGGAUUCCCUCAGGGAAGUGGUCAAAGAGACCUCACAUGAGAUGAUCAUCCAGUGCCUGUGCAGAGUAGCCACCCAUCCUUUUCAUGUUAUGUCAGUACGCUGCAUGGCUCAGUUUGUUGGCAGAGAGGUCAAGUACAGUGGGAUGCUCAGCUGUAUCGUCAAGAUUUUCAAGGAGGAAGGAGUUUCUGGAUUCUAUGUUGGUCUCAUACCGCAUGUCCUGGGAGAGGUUCUAUUUCUGUGGUGUUGUAAUCUCCUGGCUCACUUUAUUAACACCUAUGCUGUGGAUGAAAGUCUCAGUCAGGCCUCUGCGGUAAAAAGCUACACUAAAUUUGUGAUGGGCAUUGCAGUGAACGUCCUCACAUAUCCAUUCAUGCUGGUGGCUGAUGUUAUGGCAGUCAACAAUUGUGGACUGGCUGCAGGUCUUCCUCCUCAGUCUCCCAUCUUCAAGUCCUGGCUGCACUGCUGGAAUCACCUGAGCAACAAGGGUCAGCUUUUUAGAGGAUCCAGUGUCUUUUUCCGCCGAGUGCCCAUGACUUCACUUCCCUCCAUCGAGGACUAACAGCCUCAUCGCCACCAUCCGCUGGGAUGUUCUCGUUCUCCUGCUCAGAAAGAUAUUGACCCACUUCACGGUGACGCCUGAGUUCUACCAGCCCUCAACCCCUUCCCUCCUCGCCUUGCUGCCAAAACGAGUCUGGGCGCUUUUUUGUUGCUGAAACACAAAUGGACAUUUUCCAAGGAAUUCAUACUCUCAUGUUAAAUUAUUCCAGUUAUUUGACUGCUUUGGAGUGGGAAAAAUACUUACAAAUUGCACCAAUAUUUUUGUUGCUACCUGUGUUAUAAUCUGCAUGUUCCCUCGUGUGACUGAAUGCUGGCUGAUGUGAAACCCCACCUGUCAGUCUGCCUUUGUGUUUUCAUUUAUAAAAGCUGUUCUUUACUUAUAGAAAAUAAAAUCUUUGCCGCAGC
Molecule: messenger RNA, 1529 nt
Organism: Archocentrus centrarchus (flier cichlid)
Lineage: Eukaryota; Metazoa; Chordata; Actinopteri; Cichliformes; Cichlidae
Product: mitochondrial carrier homolog 1-like
Exons: 12
Coding region: 193-1125 (310 amino acids)
Biological process (GO): positive regulation of apoptotic process
Cellular component (GO): membrane; mitochondrion
Source: RefSeq, a predicted model, not a curated record